Astrephomene gubernaculifera is the source of this 828-nucleotide messenger RNA. The record is from the annotation of a GenBank genome assembly. NCBI's taxonomy places the organism in Eukaryota, Viridiplantae, Chlorophyta, Chlorophyceae, Chlamydomonadales, Astrephomenaceae.
GAACUGGAUCCAAAACCCCAUGCAGAUUUUGCCGCCCAUAAAAGGAAGCGAUAGUGCCAGUCUGGCCCCAUGGCUAUCAUUAUAUACUGCUUAAAUCUAUGAGCUUUUGACUCCGUGAUCCCUGACCCUUAUAUAUUACCUGGCGCACGUUCAGCUAGCCUGCGUCCGCCAGCCCUUCUAUCCAUCUUUCAUGACACAGCUGCCGAGGAAGCUUAAGCCGACUGGUGGUAUCAAGGUUGAUCACGCAGCUGCAAACAGGGAGUUGCGCCAAGAGCUUGGACUUGAGGAAAGGACCAUGGCCGACGAGCAGCCCCAAGAGCAGGUGGCGGACGAGGUGAUGGACGACCUGGGGGACGUGCUGGGAGAGAUUGAGGGGCUGGUGGACCAGGAGGGAGACGGCGCCGAAGCCGCCCCAGACGCCGCUCCCGAGGAUCCUGAAGCCGAACAAGCCCAAGACCAAGAAGAACCACAAGGCGACGGCGAGGCUGCGGAUGCGGCGGCUGCACAAGAAGCUGACGACGCUGCCGCUGCCGACCCAGAUGCUGCUGCUGCUGCUGCUGCUGCAGACGAGACAAACGCAGAGGCGCCGGCUGAGCAGGCUGUGGCGGCGAACGAGGGCGGCGGCGAUGAUGAUGGUGUGCUUGGGGAGAUCGCCGCAAUGGCAAAGGAGCAGGGUGAUGAUGUGGCAGACGACACGCAGGGCGAGCUAUGCGAUGAGGAGGACGGCGGUGCAGGCGCUGCGGCUGCUGGGGGCAGCACCGGGACCGAGACCGAGGCCCAACCCGCAGCGGACGCCGCUCCCGAGACUGCUCCGGAAGCUGAUGCCGC